AAAGGGAGCGCGGCGCGGGCGCAGCGGGGCCCUCGCGGGGAGCCGAGCCACCGCAAUGACGGCCGAGCAGCGCCGGAACCUGCACGCCUUCCAGGACUAUGUCAGGAAGACCCUGGACCCCACCCACAUCCUGAGCUACAUGGCCCCCUGGUUGAGGGACGAUAUGGUGCAGUGUAUUCAGGCUGAGAAAAACAAUAGAGGCACGAUGGAGGCUGCCUCACUCUUUCUUAGGUUCCUGUUGGAGCUCCAGGAGGAAGGCUGGUUCCGUGGCUUUUUGGACGCCCUUGCCCAAGCAGGUUAUUCUGGACUUUAUGAAGCCAUUGAAAGUUGGGAUUUCCAAAAAAUGGAAAAGUUGGAGGAGCAUAGAGCACUUUUAAGGCGUUUACAACCAGAAUUUAAAACCAGAAUUAAUCCGAAAGAUAUCCUUCCUGAAAUAUCUGAAUGUUUAAUUAAUCAGGAAUGUGAAGAAAUUAUACAGGUUUGUUCCAACAAGGGGCUGAUGGCAGGUGCAGAGAAAAUGGUUGAAUGCCUUCUCAGAUCAGACAAGGAGAACUGGCCCAAAACUUUGAAACUUGCUUUGGAGAAAGAAGAGAGCAAGUUCAGUGAGCUGUGGCUUGUAGAGCAAGGUUCAAAAGGUGUUGAACCUGAAGAUCUUGAGAAUGAGGAAAUGGAAACUUCUGACAUACAGAUUUUCUACAAGGAGGAGCCAGACUACCAGAAUCUUAGUCAGAAUUCAAGUCCACCUUCAGAAGUGUCUCAUACUUACAGCCCAUUGAAGCCAAGAAAUUACCAACUAGAACUCGCUUUGCCUGCUAAGGAGGGAAAAAACACAAUCAUAUGUGCUCCUACUGGUUGUGGAAAAACCUUUGUUUCACUUCUUAUAUGUGAACAUCAUCUUAAAAAAUUUCCGCAAGGACAGAAGGGGAAGGUGGUCUUUUUCGCUAUUCAAGUCCCAGUGUAUGAACAGCAGAAAUCUGUGUUCUCAAACUAUUUUGAAAGACGUGGGUACAAAGUCGCAGGCAUUUCUGGAGAAACAUCUGAGAAUGUCUCAGUGGAACAGAUUGUUGAGAACAAUGACAUCAUCAUUUUAACUCCACAGAUUCUUGUGAACAGCCUUAAGAGUGGGACGAUUCCAUCACUCUCUGUCUUCACUUUGAUGAUAUUUGAUGAAUGCCACAACACCAGUAAACACCAUCCUUACAAUAUGAUCAUGUUUAAUUAUCUAGAUCAGAAACUUGGAGGAUCUUCAGAUCUGCUGCCCCAGGUCGUUGGGCUGACGGCGUCCGUUGGUGUUGGAGAUGCAAAGAACACAGCUGAAGCCAUGGAAUAUAUCUGCAAACUGUGCGCAUCUCUUGACACGUCAGUGAUCUCAACCGUCAAAGAGAACCUGCAGGAGCUGACGGAAGUUGUUUAUAAGCCUGAGAAGGAUUUCAGGAAAGUGGAAUCGUGGACCACCAACAGCUUUAAAUACAUCAUAUCUCAGCUGAUGAGGGAGACACAGAGUCUGGCGAAGAGUAUCUUGGACGAACUCGGCACCACCACUGUCGAAAACUUAUCUCACAUUCAAAAUCAGGAUUUUGGAACACAGAAAUAUGAACAAUGGAUUAUUGCGGUUCAGAAAGCGUGCGUGGUGUUUCAGCUGCCCGACAAAGCUGAAGAGAGCAGGAUUUGUAAAGCGCUGUUUCUGUACACUUCUCAUCUGCGGAAAUAUAAUGAUGCCCUCAUUAUCAGUGAGCAUGCACGAAUAAAAGAUGCUCUGGAUUACUUGAAAGACUUCUUCAAUAAUGUCCGCGCGGCAGGAUUUGAUGAGACUGAGCAAGAUCUCACUAGAAGAUUUGAAGAAAAGCUGCAGGAACUAGAAAGUGUUUCCAUGGAUCCCAGCAACGAGAACCCUAAGCUCCAAGACCUCUGCUUCAUCUUGCAAGAGGAGUACCACUUAAACCCGGAGACUAGAACCAUUCUCUUUGCGAAAACCAGGGCCCUUGUGGAUGCUUUAAAGAAAUGGAUUGAAGAAAAUCCUAAACUGAGUUUUCUAAGACCUGGCAUAUUGACUGGACGUGGCAAAACAAGUAGUAACACAGGAAUGACCCUCCCGGCACAGAAGUGUGCAUUGGAUGCCUUCAGAACCGAUGGAGAUAACAGGAUUCUGAUCACCACCUCAGUUGCUGAUGAAGGCAUCGACAUUGCUCAGUGCAAUCUGGUCAUCCUGUAUGAGUACGUGGGCAAUGUCAUCAAAAUGAUCCAAACCAGAGGCAGAGGAAGAGCAAAAGGUAGCAAGUGCCUCCUUCUGACUAGUGAUGCUGAUGUAAUUGAAAAGGAGAAAAUAAACAUGUACAAAGAAAAAAUGAUGAAUGACUGCAUUUUAAACCUUCAGGCAUGGAAUGAAGCAGUAUUUAAAGAAAAGAUUCACCAGAUACAAAUUCAUGAAAAAUUCAUCAGAGAUAGUCAAGGAAAAGCAGAACCUGUACUUGAUAAGAAGAAUAAAAAACUGCUCUGCAGAAAGUGCAAAGCCUUUGCAUGUUAUACGGCCGACAUAAGGGUGAUCGAGGAAUGCCAUUACACUGUGGUUGGAGAUGCUUUCAAGGAAUGCUUUGUGUGUGAAAAACACCCCAAACCAAAGAGCUUUGGGAGUUUUGAGAAGAGAGCAAAGAUAUUCUGUGCCGGAGAGAACUGCAGACAUGACUGGGGAAUCUAUGUGAAGUAUAGGGCAUUUGAGAUUCCAGUUAUAAAAAUUCAAAGUUUUGUGGUGGAGGAUAUUGCAACCGGAGUUCAGACACUGUAUGCCAAGUGGACGGACUUUCAUUUUGAGAAAAUACCGUUCGAUGCUGCAGAAAUGCCCCAAUGACCUGACGACCUCAGUCUUCAGCUACAGGGAAGGGGUGACCUGAGUGAAGAAGAAAUUAGCCCCAGUGGGUAAAUCAUGAAUUGCUUGUACCACCAUGAAGAUGUUUUACCUGAGGCUUGUACCACACUGAAUGUUUAUUACUGAACUUCACCUUCUGUGUGUUAAUUUCAACACUUUGUAGUCCAUCAUACAUGUAAAGCACAAGGGAGGGAACCACAGCCCCGAAUGCUCUUACGCCAAUAGAGCUUUAAGUACUGGGGAAAAGUUACAAAGCCUGAACUUCCGUUUCUAUCCUUCCCUUCAGAACCAACUGCCAGUGUGUACCCAGUAGCCACUCAGUACACACUGGAAUAAAUGAAUGAAUGAAUGUUGAAAGGGUUUUCCUGA
Molecule: messenger RNA, 3232 nt
Organism: Ceratotherium simum simum (southern white rhinoceros)
Lineage: Eukaryota; Metazoa; Chordata; Mammalia; Perissodactyla; Rhinocerotidae
Gene: RIGI
Product: RNA sensor RIG-I
Biological process (GO): antiviral innate immune response; cytoplasmic pattern recognition receptor signaling pathway
Cellular component (GO): cytoplasm
Molecular function (GO): zinc ion binding; double-stranded RNA binding; ATP binding
Source: RefSeq, a predicted model, not a curated record